This is a messenger RNA of Aspergillus novofumigatus IBT 16806, 397 nucleotides long. RefSeq lists its product as uncharacterized. The transcript has a single exon. Bases 1 to 390 code for a protein of 129 amino acids. NCBI's taxonomy places the organism in Eukaryota, Fungi, Ascomycota, Eurotiomycetes, Eurotiales, Aspergillaceae. The record is from RefSeq and is a predicted model, not a curated record. Gene Ontology annotation, molecular function: flavin adenine dinucleotide binding.
AUGAGUCCUCCUAACUACAACGGCCAGCCAUCCAAAGCUCGGGCCGGCGUUCAGGGUUUGAGGCGAUCUACGGCCAACACGACGGACAGGGCUUUGUUGGCGGCGUCUGUCACAUUGUGGCUAUCGCAAGGCGGAUUCGGCCUGGGUGGAGGCCACUCGAUCCUCUCCAACAGCCACGGAACGGGGUCCGAUAACGUGCUGGAGUGGGAAGUGGUCACCAUGGACGGGAGACAUCUGCCAGAGCAGAAUUCUAACCUCUACUGGGCCCCCAGCGGUAGUGGUCCGGGCACCUUUACUGUUGUACUCUCCAUGACAGCCCGGCUGCAUGCAGAUGGCAUCAUUGGCGGGGCUAAUCUGCGAUGUAAUUGGGAGUUUUAUCCAUUUACCUAAACUAAAC